AUGCCUAUCACAGCUCCCAAAGCCACCAAGGUCCUCGACCUCCUCAGCCUGAAGGGCAAGACUGUCAUUGUCACUGGUGCUUCUGGCGCAAAGGGCAUUGGCAUCGAGGCGGCCCGCGGCUGUGCCGAGAUGGGCGCCGACCUCGCCAUCACAUACUCGUCGCGUCCCGAUGGCGCUAACAAGAAUGCUGAGGAGCUGGCCAAAACCUACGGCGUCAAGGUCAAGACGUACCAGCUCAACGUCGUCAAGUACGCCGAUGUCGAGGCCUUUAUCAACCAAGUCGUCUCCGACUUUGGCAAGAUUGACGGCUUUAUCGCCAACUCCGGCAUGACGGCCGACUCGGGCGUUGUCGACGGAUCCUCGGAGGCCUGGGACAAGGUCAUCCAGGUCGACCUCAACGGCACCGCCUACUGCGCCAAGGCAGUCGGCGCCGUUUUCAAGAAGCAGGGCCACGGCUCGCUCGUCAUCACGGCGUCCAUGUCCGGCCACAUUGCCAACUACCCCCAGGAGCAGACCUCGUACAAUGUCGCCAAAGCUGGCUGCAUCCACAUGGCGCGCUCCCUCGCCAACGAGUGGCGCGACUUUGCCCGCGUCAACUCCAUCAGCCCGGGCUACAUCAACACCGGUCUCUCUGACUUUAUCGACCAGAAGACGCAAGAUCUCUGGAACAGCAUGAUCCCCGUCGGUCGCCCCGCCGAGUCCUCUGAGCUAAAGUCUGCCUACGUCUACUUCAUCUCUGACGCCAGCUCGUACACAACCGGAUCGGACCUGGUCAUUGACGGUGGUUACACGACCCGAUAG
Molecule: messenger RNA, 801 nt
Organism: Akanthomyces muscarius
Lineage: Eukaryota; Fungi; Ascomycota; Sordariomycetes; Hypocreales; Cordycipitaceae
Exons: 2
Coding region: 1-801 (266 amino acids)
Cellular component (GO): intracellular anatomical structure
Molecular function (GO): oxidoreductase activity, acting on NAD(P)H, oxygen as acceptor
Source: RefSeq, a predicted model, not a curated record